AUGGAUCAUUCGACUGAUCAGACUGCGAGUAGUACUCCAUUAGCAUCGGCCAACACAGUUUUAAUCAGGGGCAUGGAUCUGGAUGUUUUCAACGCUGCAAAAGAAGGCAAAACUGAUGUCCUCAAGAGGAGACACCAUCUUGACCAAAUAUUGACUCCAACCAAGAACACAAUCCUCCAUAUUUAUAUAUCUUUUGCAAGCACCCCAAAUUACGUCGAACCAGAAGAAGAAGCGCUGAGGCCACCCAGCGUUGUGAAUGAAAUCCUUCAAAUGUGUCCCGCACUGCUAUCACAGAAGAACGAGAGUGGCGAGACUGCCUUACACAUUGCGGCCAGACAUGGGCGUGCUGAUAUAGUUGAACUUCUUAUCAAAACUGCAAAAGCUGGCCCUCGUGAAGACCUUGAGAAUGGGCCCUCAUCAUCAGUAGAAGCCUGGCAGAUUUUCAUAAGGAGAUACACCUUGCAUCCAACUUACCAAGGCCCCAUUGGUAGAACCGCUUUGCAUGCUGCAGUGAUUCACGGUGAUGAAGAAAUGACCACAGAAAUACUGAACAAGGAAAAAGAUUUGGCGAUUGUGGCAGACGAGAAAGGUGCCUACUUGGGUGACGAAGCUAAUAAGAAGACCGCUCUACAAAUUGCAGCCUCCAAAGGCCAUGUUAAUGUAAUGGAACAACUUAUUUCUCAUUGUCCUGAUUGUUGCAAAGUGGUCGACCGAAGACGUCGAAAUGCUUUUCAUUAUGCCUUGGAGAAGCAUAAACCUCGAAUUAUAGAAUUUGUUUUGAAGGGUACAUGGCUUAGCAACGUCCUUUUAAAUGCCAAGGAUGUUGACGGCAACACACCCCUCCAUCUACUUAAUGCUCCUCUCAACCCCUGGAUUCCUUUCAUUGAUGAUGCUAGGGUUGAUAAGAUGGCAUUCAAUAAGGAAAAUAUGAACGCUCUCGACGUUAUUAAAGCUAAUGAUGAUUUACAAGAUAUGAUAUUUGUCGCGAAUGAUUUGAAAAGGAAUGGUGCAUCAUCAGGCCAUCGAAUUCUAAGCGAAAAUGAUAAUGAUGGUCAAAAAUUAAAGGAAAACAAAGGUGGCGAAGACACUGAAACGAAUAAAAAUAUAAGAGAUUCCCAUCUGAUAGUGGCUGCACUCGUAGCAACUGUUACAUUCGCAGCAGGUGUCACCAUGCCUGGUGGUUAUUACCAAGCAUCAGAUCAGGGAAAUGGCCCGAGUAACGGACCAACUCCGGGUUAUGCAAGGGAGAACAAUUCCAUAUUCCUACAUAAACUUACCCGCUUGUUUGUGAUUAUGUUUAAAAAGUAG
This is a messenger RNA of Prunus persica (peach), 1308 nucleotides long. RefSeq names its product protein ACCELERATED CELL DEATH 6. Gene Ontology annotation, molecular function: protein phosphatase 1 binding; protein phosphatase regulator activity. Gene Ontology annotation, cellular component: plasma membrane. The record is from RefSeq and is a predicted model, not a curated record. The transcript is spliced from 6 exons. Lineage: Eukaryota; Viridiplantae; Streptophyta; Magnoliopsida; Rosales; Rosaceae. Bases 1 to 1308 code for a protein of 435 amino acids.